This is a messenger RNA of Sarcophilus harrisii (Tasmanian devil), 3068 nucleotides long. RefSeq names its product leucine rich repeat containing 40 (gene LRRC40). The transcript is spliced from 15 exons. Gene Ontology annotation, molecular function: protein binding. The record is from RefSeq and is a predicted model, not a curated record. The coding region runs from base 469 to 2853 and encodes 794 amino acids. NCBI's taxonomy places the organism in Eukaryota, Metazoa, Chordata, Mammalia, Dasyuromorphia, Dasyuridae.
GUCAGGGAGGGGGGCGCUAACUUCCCGCGGGGCACCCAAUCAGCUCGGGCCGCGGCGGCAGGGUCUGUCCCGGCGUCCCUCCGACCAGCACGGGAGGCGCUACGUAAAUGCGGGCCGAACCCACGGUGCUAAAUAAGUGCACAGCCCCGGAGGGCUUCUCUCUGGGGUCCGAGUCAGGGCGGACCGGGAAAGGCCAUUCCUACGGGGGAGAAAACCCGGGCCGCCCGCGCGGAAACGACGAUCCCAAGGUCACUAGGCAGGUGAUACGCGGUAAUGGGUAAUGACCCAAGCUGAGCCCGCGCUGGCCUCCCGCCCUCGGCCCGGCGCUGUGCCCGCCCCCGAGCUUCUCUGGCCUCAGGCUCCUCCGCGACUUCCGAGGCCUCACGCCGGGCUGGGCCCGAGCGGAGAAAGGGAGCGGGGAGUGGCCCGUCCUACGGGGCUCACAAACCCAGGCCCGGGGACUACUUGAUGCGGUGUGCGGUUUACGGCCUGCGGCCUGCGCGCUCCGCGGGGCCUUCUUUACCGAAGGGCCGCCCCCGCUGCCCGUCGUCCGUCGCUGCUCUCCGGCCCCGGCCUCCCACAGGCCCAGAAGCCCCGUCCUCCGCCAGACCCCGUCCCCUGUCCCUAACGCUGAGGAAGCCCGGGCGGGUCCUGGACGCCAGCUUACCUGAGGCGGACGCUGGCUCUGAAGAACACGCAGUCAGUCCCGGCGCUUCUCCAGAAUCCUCCUUCCUGCCUCCCUUAGGGGCCCAGCCGCCGCUAGCGACGUCACAGGCGCGCCAACCUUUACGUCACCGCGUACAUCACGUCCGAGUCCGACGUCCGCGUGACUCUCCUCCCCUCGCGCGCGGCUGGCCGGGGCGGGGCGCGCUGCUUCUUCGUCACAGGGCUGGUGGAGCGAUGCUUGGGGAGAGAGGCGGGGAGGGCCACGGCGCGCCGCUUGGACGUCACGGGGCAGACUGGUCUGAGGCGACGGUCUGCAGGGCGCGGCGCGGUGUUUAUGCGUCACGGGGUGGGUGGGGCGAUUUGGGACUUGGGCGGGAGAGGGGCAACAUGUCUAGGCUGAAGAGACCGGUGAUGGGCUCGGGCUUCCGCCACGAGAAAGGCGACAGCGGCGCCGGCGUCCCGCAGGGGCUGCUGAAAGCGGCGCGCAAGAGUGGCCAGCUCAAUCUCUCGGGCCGGGAUCUGAGCGAAGUUCCUCAGACAGUCUGGAGAAUAAAUUUGGACCUCCCCGAGGAAGCAAAACAGAAUCAUUCCUUCAAUGCUUCUGAACGAUGGUGGGAACAGAUAGAUUUGACUAAACUUAUCAUAUCCAACAAUAAACUUCAGUCACUUUCAGAUGACCUCAGACUUUUGCCUGCACUGACAAUACUUGAUAUGCACGAUAAUCUGCUGACGUCCCUUCCUUGCGCCAUAGGUGAGCUGGAAAAUCUUCAGAAGCUUAAUGUCAGUCAUAACAAACUGAAAACACUACCUCAAGAACUUACAAAACUAAGAAAUUUGAAGGGCCUGUUUUUGCAGUACAACGAACUGACUUGCGUCCCUGAAGGAUUUGGGCAGUUGCACAAAUUAGAGGAUUUAGAUCUGUCGAACAAUCACCUUACAGCUCUUCCAGUUAGUUUUUCUUCCCUCUCUAACCUAAUGCGACUCAAUCUGGCUAGUAAUCAGAUGAAGGACUUGCCAGUGGAAAUCACGAGGAUGAAAAGAUUAAAGCAUUUGGAUUGCACUUCAAACUACUUGCAAACUGUACCUUCUGAAUUAGCUAGCAUGGAAUCACUAGAACUGCUCUAUUUACGGAGGAAUAAACUGCGUUUUCUACCAGAAUUUCCAUCUUGUCUAUUAUUGAAGGAAUUGCAUGUUGGUGAAAAUCAGAUUGAAAUGCUAGGACCAGAACAUCUUAGACAUCUUAAAUCUAUCCACGUGCUAGACCUAAGAGAUAACAAGUUAAAAUCUAUUCCUGAUGAAAUUACGCUGCUCCAGGCCUUGGAACGACUUGAUCUAACUAACAAUGACAUUAGUAGUCUGCCCCAUACAUUAGGGAACCUUCCUCGUUUGCAGUUUUUGGCUUUAGAAGGAAACCCGUUGAGAACUAUUCGACGAGAACUCCUAAAUAAAGGGACCCAGGAAGUCCUCAAGUAUCUAAGAAGCAAAAUUAAAGAUGACCCAGUAAACCAAAAUGAAGCAUCCAUUGAGACAGCAAUGACCCUGCCAAGUCAGGCCAGAGUCAAUGCACACACCAUCACGGCACUGAAGCUCUUAGACUACAGUGACAAACAGACAACAUUGAUUCCUGAUGAAAUAUUUGAUGCUGUAGGAAACAACGUUAUCACUUCUGUAAACUUCAGUAAGAAUCAUCUAAAUGAAAUACCCAAAAGGAUUAUGGAGCUGAAAGCUGUCUGCGACAUUAACCUUGGCUUCAACAAGCUUUCCUGCGUUUCUGCCGAGCUGGGUGUGCUUCAGAACCUGGCCCACCUGGAUAUCAGGAAUAAUCUUUUGACCUCCUUGCCUGAAGAGAUGGAAGCCUUAAUUAAACUGCAAACUAUCAAUCUUUCCUUUAACAGGUUCAAAACCUUCCCCAGCGUUCUCUAUCGGGUCCGGUCUCUGGAAACCAUCCUUCUCAGUAACAAUCAGGUUGGAUCUGUGGACCCCCUGCAGCUAAAGCAGAUGGACAAGCUGGCCACUCUGGAUCUUCAGAACAAUGACCUCCUCCACAUCCCCCCCGAGCUGGGCAACUGUGUGAGUCUGAGGGCUCUUCUGUUGGAGGGGAACCCAUUCCGCAUUCCUCGAGCAGCCAUUUUAGCCAAAGGCACAGAGGCCGUCCUGGAGUAUCUGAGAGACCGGAUUCCUACUUAAUGGGGAUUUUGUCACCCGGCCUCCAGUGGCCCCGCGAGCUUCGAAGGGCAGGGGAGCGCGCCCGAUUUCCUCUCCCGAUGGCCUCUUCAAGCAGUGUGUCACUUAGUAUUGCUGUGAUUUAUCUGGGGCACAAGACUGGCUCUACAACCUUAUUACCACUAAAUAUUCUUUUUACAUAGAAAAUAAUGUAUAAAAACUUUAUAGUGAUGAUUAUA